GGCACAAAGCUAUUUUUGUUUCGUAAAUAAAAUAAGACAUUUGCGAGUUCUUUUUUAUAUUUAAAAAAGGCAAAUCACUAGUGGAUGCGAGUGCAUAUCCUUGAAGUGCUUUGGUUAUACGAGUAGUGUGUGUGUGUGUAUCUAAGCGAAGUGUGUGACGUCCUACAUGAUUUGAAGGACUUUUUCAUAGUCGAAUAAGAACAAAAACAAAUAAAAACAUUAGUCCGGUUCAGUGAAUGAUUGGUGCAGCAGAAGUUGAGUGAUGAAGAUGGAAACUAGUCGCAUAUGUUACAUCGACAUUCCAUCGGGACCAGGCAGCAACCGCUCACUGUCUCCAAUGACACCGUCACCUCGUUUCGAACGCAAUCUGGGCUUCUUCCACGCCCUUAGCCGACGUUUUGGCCUGAGGUCACAUGACGACCUCAUCUAUAAUGGUGAAGACGAUUCUCGAAGCUCCUCCACCGAUUCGUGUUCCUCGACAACCGGCAACUUACCGAGUCCAGUGCCAGCCAAAGAUGUUCAUGGCUCAAAUCUAGAGCUUUCCUGUGCGUCCAGUGACUGCAGCAGUACUGUGGACGAUAGUGAGAAGACCGUUCGUUCUACCUCACGUCUCCAUCGUCGUUCGACAUCAUCGAUUCGACGAGCAUUCGAAAACAUCUCAAUCUCAUCGCGAUCCCUAUCCUGCAGUGGAACAUCAUCGAGCAAGGAGUCGUCCCAAAAGCCAACGAAGAAGGCCAUCAUCUCGAAACCACCUCAACGGAUACUCCGACAGCCUGUCACUUAUACAUAUCUCAAGGGGAUGUCAGGACUGCCCACUCAACGUGUUCCAAGAAGUGCCGUAUGCUGCCACUAUGCCCACCGGUAAGAAUAUUCAAAUAAAAGCUUAACAAAAAAUACGUUUUCUUUUUUCAUUCGAGAAAAUUUUACUCGUAAAUAUGUAUAAGAAAAAAAUAUGCUUUUUUUAAAAAACGAUAAUUUUUAUUUAUUUUUCAAACAAAGUGCACCCCGAAUUUACUUAAAAGUAGAAUAAAAAAUAAAUUUUAAUAAAUAAGUAACAUUUUUUCACUCCCAACUUAACUUUAAAAAA
Messenger RNA from Eupeodes corollae, 1087 nucleotides. RefSeq lists its product as uncharacterized. The transcript has a single exon. NCBI's taxonomy places the organism in Eukaryota, Metazoa, Arthropoda, Insecta, Diptera, Syrphidae. Bases 263 to 865 code for a protein of 200 amino acids. The record is from RefSeq and is a predicted model, not a curated record.